This is a messenger RNA of Myotis daubentonii (Daubenton's bat), 9656 nucleotides long. It is a transcript of the gene LRP4, whose product is annotated as LDL receptor related protein 4. Gene Ontology annotation, molecular function: calcium ion binding; protein binding. Gene Ontology annotation, cellular component: plasma membrane; signaling receptor complex. The record is from RefSeq and is a predicted model, not a curated record. NCBI's taxonomy places the organism in Eukaryota, Metazoa, Chordata, Mammalia, Chiroptera, Vespertilionidae.
AUGGCACCUACGCAGCCGGAGGAGAGGAAAGAGGCGGAGGGGGUGUCACGCAAACAGUUUCCGUACCGCAACGCGAAGCUGGCCACACGAGGGCGGGACCAGGCGCGGUGGCGGUGGCGGGGGCUGCGGCGCGGGGGGCGGGGUUGCUGGGCCUGGGACACCCCCUCCCGGUCCCCUGGCGGAGCGGCUUCGACUCCGGCAGCACUGGAGGCAGCAGAGGCCGGAGAGCGACUGGCGGGGCGCGCCCACCACGGUGGACCGGGACGCUUCCCCUCGGGGACCCUCCGCCGCGCGUCCCGCGGGAGCCAGCGGGACCCCCGGGCGGCAGGGAGCGCCGGCGGCUGCGGCGGCACCAUGAGGCGGCCGUGGGGCGCGCUGCUGCUUGGCGCCCUGCUCUGCGCACACGGCCUAGCCAGCAGUCCCGAGUGUGCCUGUGGUCGGAGCCACUUCACCUGUGCAGUGAGUGCCCUCGGCGAGUGUACCUGCAUCCCCGCCCAGUGGCAGUGCGAUGGAGACAACGACUGCGGGGACCACAGCGAUGAGGACGGAUGUAUGCUGCCCACCUGCUCCCCUCUUGACUUUCACUGUGACAAUGGCAAAUGCAUCCGCCGCUCCUGGGUGUGCGAUGGGGACAACGACUGCGAGGAUGACUCAGACGAACAGGACUGUCCCCCCCGGGAGUGUGAGGAGGACGAGUUCCCCUGCCAGAACGGCUACUGCAUCCGGAGCCUGUGGCACUGUGAUGGUGACAAUGACUGCGGGGACAACAGCGAUGAACAGUGUGACAUGCGCAAGUGCUCUGACAAGGAAUUCCGCUGCAGCGAUGGAAGCUGUAUUGCUGAGCACUGGUACUGUGACGGUGACACCGACUGCAAAGAUGGCUCUGACGAGGAGAGCUGUCCCUCAGCAGUGCCAGCACCCCCCUGCAACCUGGAAGAGUUCCAGUGUGCCUACGGCCGCUGCAUCCUCGACAUUUACCACUGUGAUGGUGAUGAUGACUGCGGAGACUGGUCUGACGAGUCUGACUGCUCCUCCCACCAGCCCUGCCGUUCUGGGGAGUUCAUGUGUGACAGUGGCCUGUGCAUCAAUGCAGGCUGGCGCUGCGAUGGCGACGCAGACUGUGAUGACCAAUCUGACGAGCGCAAUUGCACCACCUCCAUGUGUACAGCCGAACAGUUCCGCUGUCGGUCAGGCCGCUGCGUCCGCCUGUCCUGGCGCUGUGAUGGGGAGGAUGACUGUGCAGACAACAGUGAUGAAGAGAACUGUGAGAACACAGGAAGCCCCCAGUGUGCCUCGGACCAGUUCCUGUGUUGGAAUGGGCGCUGCAUUGGCCAGAGGAAGCUGUGUAACGGGGUCAAUGACUGCGGUGACAACAGCGACGAAAGCCCACAGCAGAAUUGCCGGCCCCGGACGGGUGAGGAGAACUGCAAUGUGAACAACGGUGGCUGCUCCCAGAAGUGCCAGAUGGUGCGGGGGGCAGUGCAGUGUACCUGCCACACAGGCUACCGGCUCACAGAGGACGGGCACAUGUGCCAGGAUGUGAACGAAUGUGCCGAGGAAGGGUAUUGCAGCCAGGGCUGCACCAACAGUGAAGGGGCUUUCCAGUGCUGGUGCGAGGCAGGCUACGAACUCCGGCCUGACCGACGCAGCUGCAAGGCUCUGGGGCCGGAGCCUGUGCUACUGUUCGCCAAUCGCAUCGACAUCCGGCAGGUGCUGCCGCACCGCUCCGAGUACACACUGCUGCUCAACAACCUGGAGAAUGCCAUCGCCCUUGACUUCCACCACCGGCACGAGCUUGUCUUCUGGUCAGAUGUCACCCUGGACCGGAUCCUGCGGGCCAACCUCAAUGGUAGCAACGUGGAGGAGGUUGUGUCUACGGGGCUUGAGAGCCCAGGAGGCCUGGCUGUGGAUUGGGUCCACGACAAACUCUACUGGACCGACUCAGGGACAUCAAGGAUAGAGGUGGCCAACCUGGACGGGGCCCACCGGAAGGUGCUGCUUUGGCAGAACCUUGAGAAGCCUCGGGCCAUUGCCUUGCACCCCAUGGAGGGCACCAUUUACUGGACAGAUUGGGGUAACACCCCCCGCAUCGAAGCCUCUAGCAUGGAUGGGUCUGGACGCCGCAUCAUCGCCGAUACCCAUCUCUUCUGGCCCAAUGGCCUCACCAUUGACUAUGCCGGGCAUCGUAUGUACUGGGUGGAUGCUAAGCACCACGUCAUCGAGAGGGCCAAUCUGGAUGGGAGUCACCGCAAGGCUGUCAUUAGCCAAGGCCUCCCGCACCCCUUUGCCAUCACAGUGUUUGAAGACAGCCUGUACUGGACGGACUGGCACACCAAGAGCAUCAAUAGUGCUAACAAAUUUACUGGCAAGAACCAGGAGAUCAUUCGCAACAAACUCCACUUCCCCAUGGACAUCCACACCUUGCACCCCCAGCGCCAGCCUGCAGGGAAAAACCGCUGUGGGGACAACAAUGGAGGCUGCACCCACCUGUGUCUACCCAGUGGCCAGAACUACACCUGUGCCUGCCCCACUGGCUUCCGCAAGAUCAGCAGCCAUGCCUGUGCCCAGAGUCUUGACAAGUUCCUGCUUUUUGCCCGAAGGAUGGACAUCCGUCGGAUCAGCUUCGACACAGAGGACCUGUCCGACGAUGUCAUCCCACUGGCUGACGUGCGCAGUGCUGUGGCCCUUGACUGGGACUCCCGGGAUGACCACGUGUACUGGACAGAUGUCAGCACUGACACCAUCAGCAGGGCCAAGUGGGAUGGAACAGGACAGGAGGUGGUAGUGGAUACCAGUUUGGAGAGUCCAGCAGGCCUGGCCAUUGAUUGGGUUACCAACAAGCUGUACUGGACAGAUGCAGGGACAGACCGGAUUGAAGUGGCCAACACAGAUGGCAGCAUGAGGACAGUACUCAUCUGGGAGAACCUUGAUCGUCCCCGAGACAUUGUGGUGGAACCUAUGGGCGGGUACAUGUAUUGGACAGACUGGGGUGCAAGCCCCAAGAUUGAACGAGCUGGCAUGGAUGCCUCAGGCCGCCAGGUCAUCAUCUCUUCCAAUCUGACCUGGCCUAAUGGACUAGCCAUCGACUAUGGAUCCCAGCGGCUGUACUGGGCUGAUGCCGGCAUGAAGACGAUUGAAUUUGCUGGACUGGAUGGCAGCAAGAGGAAGGUGCUGAUUGGAAGCCAGCUCCCCCACCCGUUCGGGCUGACCCUCUAUGAAGAGCGCAUCUAUUGGACAGACUGGCAGACCAAGAGUAUCCAGAGCGCUGACCGGCUGACGGGGCUGGACCGGGAGACCCUGCAGGAGAAUUUGGAGAACCUCAUGGACAUCCACGUCUUCCACCGCCGGCGGCCCCCAGUGACCACACCAUGCGCUAUGGAGAAUGGUGGCUGCAGCCACUUGUGUCUUCGGUCCCCAAAUCCCAGUGGCUUCAGCUGUACCUGCCCCACAGGCAUCAACCUGAUGCCUGAUGGCAAGAUAUGUUCACCAGGCAUGAAUAGUUUCCUCAUCUUCGCCAGGAGGAUAGACAUACGCAUGGUGUCCUUGGACAUCCCUUACUUUGCCGAUGUGGUGGUACCAAUCAACAUUACCAUGAAGAACACGAUUGCCAUUGGAGUGGAUCCCCAAGAAGGAAAAGUGUACUGGUCAGACAGCACGCUGCACAGGAUCAGCCGCGCCAAUCUGGAUGGCUCACAGCACGAGGACAUCAUCACCACAGGCCUGCAAACCACAGAUGGGCUCGCAGUGGAUGCCAUUGGCCGGAAAGUAUACUGGACAGACACUGGAACCAACCGGAUUGAAGUGGGCAACCUGGACGGGUCCAUGCGGAAAGUGUUGGUGUGGCAGAAUCUUGACAGCCCCCGAGCCAUUGUACUGUACCAUGAGAUGGGGUACAUGUACUGGACAGACUGGGGAGAGAACGCCAAGUUAGAGCGGUCCGGGAUGGACGGCUCAGACCGGACAGUGCUCAUCAACAACAACCUGGGGUGGCCCAAUGGCCUGACUGUGGACAAGGCCAGCUCCCAACUGCUUUGGGCUGAUGCCCACACCGAGCGAAUUGAGGUCGCUGACCUAAAUGGUGCCAAUCGUCACACCCUGGUGUCACCUGUGCAGCACCCCUAUGGCCUCACCUUGCUCGACUCCUAUAUCUACUGGACCGACUGGCAGACUCGGAGCAUCCACCGUGCUGACAAGGGUACCGGCAACAAUGUCAUCCUGGUGAGGUCCAACCUGCCAGGCCUCAUGGACAUCCAGGCUGUGGACCGGGCCCAGCCACUGGGUUUUAACAAGUGUGGCUCGAGAAAUGGUGGCUGCUCCCACCUCUGCUUGCCGCGGCCCUCUGGCUUCUCCUGUGCCUGCCCCACGGGCAUCCAGCUGAAGGGAGAUGGAAAGACCUGUGACCCCUCUCCCGAGACCUACCUGCUCUUCUCCAGCCGUGGCUCCAUCCGGCGCAUCUCACUGGACACCAGCGACCACACCGAUGUGCAUGUCCCUGUCCCUGAACUCAACAAUGUCAUCUCUCUGGACUACGACAGUGUGGAUGGAAAAGUCUAUUACACAGAUGUGUUCCUGGAUGUUAUCAGGCGAGCAGAUCUGAAUGGCAGCAACAUGGAGACAGUGAUCGGGCAGGGGCUGAAGACCACCGACGGGCUGGCCGUGGACUGGGUGGCCAGAAAUCUAUAUUGGACAGAUACAGGCCGAAAUACCAUUGAAGCCUCAAGGCUAGACGGUUCCUGCCGCAAAGUGCUGGUCAACCACAGCCUGGAUGAGCCUCGGGCCAUUGCUGUUUUCCCCAGGAAGGGGUACCUCUUCUGGACAGACUGGGGCCACAUUGCCAAGAUUGAGCGGGCGAACCUGGACGGCUCUGAGAGGAAGGUCCUCAUCAAUACAGACCUGGGUUGGCCCAAUGGCCUGACCCUGGACUAUGAUACCCGCAGAAUCUACUGGGUGGAUGCACAUCUGGACCGGAUUGAGAGUGCUGACCUCAAUGGGAAGCUACGGCAGGUCUUGGUCAGCCACGUGUCCCACCCCUUUGCCCUCACUCAGCAGGACAGGUGGAUCUACUGGACAGACUGGCAGACCAAGUCAAUCCAGCGUGUUGACAAGUACUCAGGCCGGAACAAGGAGACAGUGUUGGCGAAUGUGGAAGGACUCAUGGAUAUCAUUGUGGUUUCCCCUCAGCGGCAGACAGGGACCAAUGCCUGUGGUGUGAACAAUGGUGGCUGCACCCACCUCUGCUUUGCCAGAGCCUCAGACUUUGUGUGUGCCUGUCCUGAUGAGCCCGACAGCCGGCCCUGCUCCCUUGUACCUGGCCUGGUGCCCCCAGCUCCCAGGGUUACCAGUAUAAGUGAAAGGAAUCCAGUGCUAACCAACACACUACCUACCACCUUGCGUUCUUCUACCACUCGGACCCGCACAUCUCUGGAGGAGAUGGAAGGAAGAUGCUCUGAAAAGGAUGCUCAGCUGGGCCUCUGUGCACAUUCCAAUGAGGCUGUACCUGCUGCUCCAGGGGAAGGACUUCAUGCCAGCUAUGUCAUCGGCGGACUCCUCAGCAUUCUGCUGAUUCUGGUGGUGAUUGCAGCCUUGAUGCUAUACAGACACAAAAAGUCCAAGUUAACCGAUCCUGGAAUGGGGAACCUAACCUACAGCAACCCCUCCUACCGAACUUCCACUCAGGAAGUGAAAAUUGAAGCAAUCCUGAAACCAGCCAUGUACAAUCAACUGUGCUAUAAGAAAGAGGGUGGACCUGACCAUAACUACACCAAGGAGAAGAUCAAGAUUGUCGAGGGAAUCUGCCUCCUGUCUGGGGACGAUGCUGAGUGGGAUGACCUGAAGCAGCUGCGCGGCUCACGCGGGGGCCUUCUUCGUGACCACGUCUGCAUGAAGACAGACACAGUGUCCAUCCAGGCCAGCUCUGGCUCCCUGGAUGACACGGAGACGGAGCAGCUGUUGCAGGAAGAGCAGUCCGAGUGCAGCAGUGUCCACACCGCAGCCACUCCUGAAAGACGGGGCUCUCUGCCAGACACAGGCUGGAAACACAAACGCAAGCUCUCCUCCGAGAGCCAGGUCUAAGCGCCCGUGUACCCCUCCCUCCCUGCCUGCUCCUUCUCUUUAUGGGCAUCCAGUCCUUGUGCUCACUUAUACAACAGGCCCCCUUCCUGUGUGCUUGUCCCGCUCCUCCUCAUCCCACCCCGUAUCUGCUCCUGAGCCCUGCACAGGAGCUGCUUCUGUCUGAGUCCAUAACUACACAAGAAAUGAUGGCGCAAGAAAUGAUGGCACAUCCAAGAAUUUAGACCUGGAACUUACCAUGAACCUCGCUUCUUGCACUCCGUCCUGAGCCUCCCCAAAACGAGGCUCGGUAAUGAUUCCUCAUCACUACAGGCUCCACCUCCCCUUCCUCUGGUGCCCUCAAUGCCUGCCCAUAAGAGCUGAUGAUCUAAGACUGCACUCUCCCCCAUCAGAGCUGGCCUGACCGCUUCUCUGAGAGAACUGGCCCACCAAGGGCUGAGCAGGGGAUCAUGGGUAAAGGGAGAGAUGAAGGAUAAAGCCUGAGAGGAGGAGGAGGAGUCAGCCCAGCUGGUAUGGGCAUCUGGGAAACCUCUAGCCUCAAGUGCAUUGGUAAUACGAAAAAGCUUUUAGGGGUGGUUGGGCCUGGGGGUUCUGUCCAUUGCUGGCAAUGGAUAUUAUUCUCAGUCUAAGAGUUGCUGUGUUUCAAUUGGUGAGAUCUGGGUGUGACGCAAGCUAUUCUUCCUCCUGGUAGAAAGCCUAGAGCCUUUCUACCUUCAGAUGACUGGGGGCCCCAGCGUGGCAGCGGGCUAAUAUGAAUUCCCUCCUGGUACCACCACUGGCCAGUACCUCCCUGAGUCUUUGGCUCUAAGCAACCAGGUUGUGAACCAAUGGCUUGAGUGAAUGUGGGUCCAGGAGGGCUGACUCUGCAGAAUCUAAGAAGCACUGCCUAGACCAAACAUAGCAUAUCACCCUUAAUGUUCUGCCAAUCUCUCCCUCCUCAUUCUUUGGGAUUUUGAGCACAGAAAUCCAAAACAACCUUGCAAAGAAGGGCUAUAAGUGUUCAUAAAUGGUCAGGAAGAGCAAUUGGGUUAGAGACUUGGGGCCGCCAGGGCCUAAAGGAAGUAUCCAUGAGAUUGAACUUCCUGUGUUCUCUCUCUUAGGUGCUCAGGGAUCUAAGUAGACAGAGAGCCUGUGGCUAUGGGUGGCGAAGUUUCCAUUCCAACUCUCUUCCCAGCUGAGUGACUUACUUUCCAGGCUGAGAUGCCACCUCGUGGUUCAUGCUUAUUCAUACAAAGAGCAUGUGUCUCAUGUGUAUCCAGGGAGUGAGACUUUUUUUCUGUCCUAAAUUUUCUACCUAGUUCGUUCUCUCCCCCCACCCCCUCUCUCUCCUUCCCUCCCUCCCUAAUGACUUUUUCUGACCUAGCCUGUGGUGAGCAGGGCUAAAUAAAAAUUACAAGGACUAAAAAGGUAGAGAGAACCACUGAUGAAGCCCUCUCAACCCAGGGCAAAUCCAGACCCCUUUCCACCCAGGAAUUAGAAAUGACAGGAGAGGACAAGGGCUGAGAAUGGAGGGGAGGGCUUCUAGAGGAAGUUUCCUGAUUUGAAACAUCUCCUAUGGUUAUUGAAGCCAGCUGUCAAAUGCGAGUGAAAAAGGAAAGUAAGAGCAAACCUUUCCUGGCCAGUUCUAUGACUGCUUAAAACAGCUGCCAAGCCCUUGGCCCUGCUCUCAGCAGGCAGCCCUAGGUCUAGGCCUACACAGGGCAGCCAGGCCAGGCCAAGAAGGCUUCUCCAGUGCACAGCGAUGGCAAGGCAAGAUGCCCUUUCCAGGAGGAAAGGGGGAUAUUUCACGCUUGAUGGGGAAGUAAAAGGAGGAGCACUUUGGGUCCUCAGACUCGCAGCUGGGGACGGAUGAACGGGGGAAGGAUCUUAUUGCACUUGGGCUGUUCAGAAUGUAGAAAGGACAUAUUUGAAGAAAUAUCUAUUUGAGCACUGAUUUACUAUGUAAAAAGCAAAAUUUCUCUGUCCUAAACUAAUGGAAGUGAUUGUCCCGCGCUCAUGUGUAAUGGUUUUAACGUUACUCACUGGAGAGAUUGGACUUUCUGGAGUUAUUUAACCACUAUGUUCAGUAUUUUAGGACUUUAUGGUAAUUUAAUAUAAAUUUAGCUUUUCUUAAUCACCUUGCCUGGCUUGGAGUCAUGACUCAUAACUGCACCUGCUGUCUGGCAGAGCCAUGCCAGGGAAACCUGCUUGCAGAUAUCAUCGCCAAGUCCUUCGGGGAUCUGGGGAUGGUGAAGAGCAAUAACGGGUGUUAAGCUCCUGCCUGGAAGUUCAGCUCAUCUUGAGAAAACAGACCAAGACCAGGCUUCAUUGGCUUCUGAAACCCUUAUUUCCUGUGGAGGAAGGAUAGCAGACAGGCUUCAUCAUAAGUGCCAACUCUGAUGGGUUGGUCAUGGCUGCCUGAGGUCCUGUCCAGGCUCAGUGGGCAAAGUGUCAUGAUCUUCAGUGACAUAUCAUUCGGGUGCUGGAAAAAAGUAUCAUGGCAUAUAUACCAUGUAUCUUCUAUUUCAGUUCUAGGUCUAUGAGAACUUCAGUGUCACAGAACUUGACUUUGCCUGGCAGUGAUGGUCACUGGCAAGACUACCUGAUGUAAGGAAAGUGCUGGAAUGGGAGCAAGGGGAGCGAAUUCCAGUCCCAGAUCCACCACUAGCUCUAUUUGAUCUUAGUCAAGUUUCAUAGUUACUCCGAUAAAAAAUCACACAAACACUAAGAUUCCAUUUAUUUUUAGUUUUUGAUUUUUAGAGUGAGAGGAAGGGAGAGGGAUAAAGAGAUGGAAACAUUGCCCUAACCAGUUUGGCUCAGUGGAUAGAGCGUCAGCCUGCGGACUGAAGGGUCCCAGGUUCGAUUCCGGUCAAGGGCAUGUACCUUGGUUGUGGGCACAUCCCCAGUAAGGAGUGUGCAGGAGGCAGCUGAUCAAUGUUUCUAACUCUCUAUCGCUCUCUCUUCCUCUCUGUAAAAAAAUCAAUAAAAUAUACUUUUUAAAAAAGAGAGAAACAUCAAUGACAGAGGAAUAUCAUCGAACGGCUGCCUCCUGCAUGCCCCCUACUGAGGAUCAAGCCCACAGCCCAGGCAUGUGCCUUGACUAGGAAUUGAGCUGUGACCUCUUGGUUCAUGGGUUGCCACCCAACCACUGAGCAACACCAGCUGGGCCAGUUUUUUUUUAAAAAAAGCUGUCUUCUCAUAGCUCACCCACUACAUCUUAAGGCUAGAACAAGGAAUUAGGGAGCCCUUCUCAGGCUCUCUCAGUGAAGACUGGGAAUCAUGCAAGUCUCAACACCAGUUAUAAAGUUUGAUGUCAAGGCUUAAUAGUUGAUUUUCUAAACCAUAAACCAUGUAUAGAAUAAUCUCUCAUUCAUUCAUCUCAUACUAUGGGUCAAGCACAGCCCAUGCCUAAUCAGAGCUUCAAGUCUGGAAACAGCAUGAAAGAAGAAAAAGAAAGACAAGAGUAUAAAUUAUAGUGUAUAAUUCUUCCAACACGGUGAGGGAUAGGUGUACUAAAACAAAAACAAGUGUAAUAGCUCAAGGACAACCAUCCUCCCACCCCACCAUUCUUUUUUGAAGGAAAAAAAAAAACUCAAAGAGAAAAGAAA